GCUGUUUACGGCAGAUAACUGUUGCAGCUCCUGCACCCCUUCGUAGCGGUACCUUUUAUGCCUUUAUUAACAUAAAUUUGGCCUUUACCGGGACAUGGGCGUGUGGAGAAUGAGGUAGAAUAAAAUGGCCCUGCACUGUUAAGUAAUGCCAUAAAGGAAGGAGACACUGCCAAGUCUCCUCCAGCAGGAGAGAAGAGGCUUCCUCCGACAUGGCGACGGAACUCCAUGAGACUAUUUUCAUGGCCAAGCAGGAGCGCCAUAAGAACCUGUUUCUAAACUACAGAAACCUGAACAAUUUCCCCGUGGAACUGCUGAAGGAUGAAGGCCUGCAGUUUCUGGAGAGACUGUACAUGAAGAGGAACUCACUCACUACACUGCCUGAUAAUCUUGCUCAGAAGCUCCCAAAUCUGAUUGAACUGUAUUUGCACUCAAACAAUAUCGUCAUUAUUCCUCAAGCUAUAGGAAACCUAGCCAGACUGCAGUCACUGGACCUGAGCAAUAAUGCGCUCCAGCUCCUCUGUCCAGAGAUCGGCCGACUGAGGUCACUGCGGCACCUUAGACUGUCCAAUAACCAUCUGAAAUGCCUUCCUCCAGAGAUCGGGGAUCUGCAGGAGCUGGAGACUCUGGACGUGUCGAUGAACCAGCUGAUUUCUCUUCCAGAUCGGCUGCACCGCUGCGCGUCCCUGCAGAAUCUGACAGCUGAUCACAACCAGCUGAGCCACGUCCCUCGGCAGAUCUGCUGGCUCCACCGCCUCAACCAGCUCUCCAUGGCUGCUAAUCGUCUGACCUUCCUACCGCUCGAUCUGGGCAGAUCACGGGAGCUGCAGUUUGUGUUUGUGGACAAUAAUGUAGACCUAAAGGGCCUCCCGUCCUACUUAUAUAACAAGGUCAUCGGCUGCAGCGGGUGCGGUGUUUCAGCCCAGGUGUUGGAGGGAGACCUGGGUGAGGUGCUUGGUGAGGCGUUGAGCGAAGCUCUGGUCGGGCUCCCUGCUGAAGUGAAGGUUGUGGGUUCUGGGACAGAUAAUGUGGUUCCCCUGGAGGAGCUUGCCAUGAGAACCCUGCACCGCAUGUACAGCAACCACCCAACAGACCUCAACCUGCUGCCUCCCAUCACCCUCCCAAAGAGCCUGCUGGACCUGCUACAGUUCCCCCUGGGACACUGCCACCGCUGCAGUCAGGCCAUGUUCACCAUCAUCUACCCCAAACUGUUCCCUCUCAGAGAGACGGCACUGGCAGGAGUUCACCGCAGGACGACUGUCAGUUUUGUGGCCUAUUGCUGCUCCAGUCGCUGCCUCCGGACCUUUGAUCUGCAGGGAUGACGUUGAUUUCUUCUCUUUGAAAACCUUUUUGCUCAGGAGCUGCUGGGCAGUUUCCAGAAGGUGACAGACAACAGUUUGUAGUUUGUGUGAAUCUUGAGGGUCUUUUUGCAUCAAUGCAGGAACUUUGUGCUUGAUUUUGACAAAACUAAGAACCAUCCAGAAGCAGAUGAUGUUUGCAGCAUCAGGUGACGAACACAUGGCUUACUCUAGUCAAAGACUCAAACCUACAUGAUGUUCCCGAAGGAGGAGUGUGGUGAGGGUCUAAAAUAACAGUUCUUAUAUGUGUGAAUGGUGCACCUCACUAGCUCUGUAUAGAAACUAACAGUAUUAAAUGUGAAGCAAACACUCACAAAUGUGCACUUUUCAAGAGAAAGCACUGUUUAAUUUUUUAAAACCAGUCAAUUUUUCACUCAGACAAGUUUUCAAGCAGGCACGUCCAGCUGAUUGUGGAGUUGAGCUAUAAACAUUGAUCGUUUGUUGAGAUAUGAAGUUUAUUUGACUGUUUUUGAAGAAAAUGAAGGCCUGUCAUGGAAUAAUACGAUGCUCAGAUUGUGAACUACAUGUAACAAGGUCAGUGUGUUUAUAAAGUCUAAACUCACAUCAGUAACACAAGCCAAGGAUACAUGUUGUAUUAAAAAAAAACAACAACAGAUAACUGAACUGAGAUGUCAUAUUGAAGUGAAGGUGUCCAUAAAACAUUUUCUACCACUUUGGAAAACUUUCAUAUACUAAUAUUUAUCAUAACAUACACUGAAAUGUGUUCUAUUUAAAUCUCCAGGGUCCCUGAAUGUUCAGAUUGUUGUCAAGUUCAGACAUCUUCACACUUUUUCAGUUAAAAGUUUGAUCUCUAGGGUGUAAUGUGUGACACCCCUGCAGCAUCUGAUUCUCCUGUUGAACUGACUCUUGUGUGUUUUGGUUCAUUACUGUGUGUUGUAUAAUUUUUAUUUAUCAUUUGUUUUUGUUGUGUUGCAUUUGGCAGUAAAAUAGUAAACAAUAUUUGUUCUUUUAA
This is a messenger RNA of Cheilinus undulatus (humphead wrasse), 2328 nucleotides long. It is a transcript of the gene lrrc28, whose product is annotated as leucine rich repeat containing 28. The transcript is spliced from 10 exons. NCBI's taxonomy places the organism in Eukaryota, Metazoa, Chordata, Actinopteri, Labriformes, Labridae. The record is from RefSeq and is a predicted model, not a curated record. Gene Ontology annotation, molecular function: protein binding. The coding region runs from base 210 to 1319 and encodes 369 amino acids.